Pocillopora verrucosa is the source of this 1797-nucleotide messenger RNA. RefSeq lists its product as uncharacterized. NCBI's taxonomy places the organism in Eukaryota, Metazoa, Cnidaria, Anthozoa, Scleractinia, Pocilloporidae. The record is from RefSeq and is a predicted model, not a curated record.
GCCAGCUGGCAUAUAAACAAUUCGUGCACGCAAAAGUUUGUGUCGACUCACGACAAAGUUUAUAUACUUGUUGUCAUUGAUGGUGUUUUACUUAGAUCUUAAGACGCAAGACAGUAUGGUUGUGGCUCGAGGUGUUACCCGUGUUGAAAAGUCCCGACAGAUGAGGGAAGGCGGUGGAUUUCUCGUUCGAAGACCUGUCGGAGAUCGCAUCGAUCAUUGUGAUCCGUUCCUUAUGUUGGAUCAUUUAGGACCGGUGGUUUAUGGACCAGGAGAGGCUGUAGGAGCGCCUGAUCAUCCUCAUCGUGGAUUUGAGACCGUUACUUAUCUCAUUGACGGAGAGAUGAAACACCAGGACAGUGCUGGAAAUAAUGGUGUUUUAAAAGAAGGCUGGGUUCAGUGGAUGACAGCAGGAUCUGGUGUUGUCCACAGUGAAAUGCCAUCUGAUGAAUUUCUAAAGAGAGGUGGGAGAUCAGAAGGCUUUCAACUCUGGGUAAACUUGCCUGCAAAAGAGAAGAUGAUCAAACCAAGGUACCAGGACACUGAUGCUAAGAAAAUUCCAGUGGUUAGCAGUCCAGAUGGGAAAACCAAGGUGAAAGUUAUAGCAGGAGAAAGCUUGGGAGCCAAAGCUGUUAUAGACACACGAACACCAAUCAUGUUCCUGGACAUUCAUAUACAGGCUGGUGGAUCAUUUGUUCAGGAUGUUCCUGAGCAAUUUGAUGGAUUUGCUUAUGUUUGGAGAGGAGCUGGUUCAUUCACUGAUGAAAGAGUCUCUGUGGAGAUGGGAAUGGUGGGUGUGCUUGGAAAAGGAAACACUUUUCAGAUAAAUGCAAGUCCCAAUGAAGACAUUCAUGUGCUCUUGAUUGCAGGGGUACCAAUAAAUGAACCAAUUUCCAGGCAUGGACCAUUUGUUAUGAACAAAUGGGAGGAGAUAGAGCAAGCUUUUAGGGAUUAUCAAUCUGGCAAACUUGGUUCCAUCGAGGGAUCUGAAGAACGUUAUGCCAAGACACAGAAUGCAGUCAGUAAACAGAAACAGACAGGAACAUGGAAGAAAAAAUAAAUUUACAUCAAUAGUUCACUUUGACUGAAAAUGAAGAGUGCAAUUUUUCUGAAGUAGUAUGUCAAAGAUGCCAUCAUAUUUUUUCACCUUGAAAAAUUAAGUUUUAACUCUUCCCCUACUCUGUUUGUUCAAUUUUACCCUUGAAGACAUUUGGUAAAACUCCUUUGAGGAUAUAUAUAUAUAUUGUCCCUCAAGGCUUUUGGAUUUAGUUCCAUCUCUCUCAUGAAGACAUUCACAUUGUGUUAUAAGUUAAGUUCUCUAAAUGUUUAUUGCUGCAAAAAGUCAAUUUGAGGGUAUCAAAGUUGUAAUAUUUUUCUUGAUCUUCUGUUGGUUGUUAUAAAGUUAUUAAGGAAUAUUUAUAUUUCAUCAGUUUUUUACUGGGUACAAAAAUCGCAUUUUAAAACACUGUAAUCCCUCCACCUAACUUGCCACUCUUUUGAGCAAUAUAAUUUAUCUAACCCCAUUUCCAUAUCAACAGGCCCUCUAGUCUUCUGUUUGGAAACAAAAAAUUAAUCCCAAUUGGAAUAAGUUGAGAGAUUUGAUCAGCUACAAUCAGUCAGUGAUAUCACUUUGACAAUACAAUUAUAAGAAGUUGUUUUUACAGGUAUGAGAUCAAGUAUGAUUUAAUUUGGCUUAGGGUUCUGUUGAAGAAAUUUUUCCUUAACAUUUUUGUAUGUUUAUCACGGCUAUGGUAUUGGCUUAGUAUUCUUGUAUGCAAAUAAAAAGUGUAAAAACUCUGA